GCAUUUGAUACAAUUAAUAUGUAUGUUUGCUGCAGAAUAACCAUAUGUAGGCCUAUACAAAAUGUUUUAUAAAGUACCUUAAGCCUUUGAUCUCCAUUUGUUGAUGUAUUUUUCCCCAAGAGCACUACAUACAUAUUUGUUGAAAAAAAAUCUAAUUGUUGACAAGUUAAGUCAUAUUUUCAAACUGUAAGUUUAAGCAAACUAAUGUAAACCUAUUGCCUCGCGGCAUUACAGGCUGUUGUGUGGAUGUGCGCAUGUGUGCUCGUAUAGUAUCUGUACGGACAUGACGAGCACAGCACAGACUCAAGUCUAGUGAACUAAAGUUUGAUAGACAGAGAAACGGGAGAAACAUAAAUGAUCAAGCACGUUUUCUUAACAGGACCUCCGGGUGUUGGGAAGACCACACUGCUCCAGAAGGCUUGUGAGGCCUUGCUGUCUUCAGGCGUGGCGGCAGAAGGCUUCUACACGGAGGAGGUCCGGGAAUCAGGGAGACGAGUUGGCUUUGAUGUAGUCACCCUGGAUGGGAAGAGAGGACACCUGUCUAGAGUCAGGGGCUCUGCUGGUGCUUCUCGAGGCAGACGGGAACACGUUGUCGGGCAGUACGUGGUUGAUCUUUCAUCAUUUGAAAGCUUGGCUCUCCCUCUCUUCAAAAAUGUUGUUCCUGCUGGAGGAGACCGGGGAAAGGUGUUUGUUAUUGAUGAGAUUGGGAAGAUGGAGCUGUUCAGCCAGUCGUUUGUCAGGGCGGUGAGACAGGCCCUGGACAGCUGCUCCAUCCUGGGCAGCAUCCCCCUCCCCAAGGACAAACCUCUGGGCCUGGUGGAGGAGGUGAGGGCCAGGGGAGACGUCAAGGUCUUCACUGUGUCCAAGGAGAACCGAGAUGUCAUCUUACAGGACAUAGUGUCUGCAGUACGAGACAGUCUGAAACAAACUGCCUAGGAGUUAAAACACCAGCCUGGAUCAAGUCUGACCAGCCAAGAUGCAGAAGCAUCCAUCAAGUCUUGGAGAUAAGCUGAUCUCCUGCUGGGAUAAACGCAGCCUGUUAAUCUUGUGAAGCUUCAACUUUCAACUCUUCAGAUUCUCUUCGCCCCAGUGUGCUGUUCGUCCAGCCAGUCAGACAUUAAUGGAAGAUUUGCACGCUUCUUACAACAUGUGAGGCAACCUGGAGUGCUUCAUUUCACAUGGAGGAUUUAGUGCAGUGUGUCAUAUGCAUACAUUUAUGUAAGCAAUCAAGCUUUUCCUUUUCUCAAACUGGAUUGCAUGAUGAAUAAUGGAUGGUGAGUGUGUAGCAGAGGACCAGGAGGGCAGAUGCACCUCCAGGACUCAGAGGAGCUGGGACGGAUUGUUGUGGCCCUUCAUCUCACAUGAAGUUUCCUCCAGAACGACAGAGGCGUUGUGUGUGGAGGUCUGUGGUCGACUGUAAGGCCCUUCAUCACAGCCCUCACUGGUCACUGUAAGGCCCUUCAUCACAGCCCUCACUGGUCGACUGUAAGGCCCUUCAUCCCAGCCCUCACUGGUCGACUGUAAGGCCCUUCAUCACAGCCCUCACUGGUCGACUGUAAGGCCCUUCAUCCCAGCCCUCACUGGUCGACUGUAAGGCCCUUCAUCACAGCCCUUACAGCCCUCACUGGUCGACUGUAAGGCCCUUCAUCACAGCCCUUACAGCCCUCACUGGUCGACUGUAAGGCCCUUCAUCACAGCCCUUACAGCCCUCACUGGUCGACUGUAAGGCCCUUCAUCACAGCCCUCACGCCAGCAGGCUGUCAGCUUGUCUUCUGGAACUCAGAAGUGCUCAUGCAACAGCAAGAAGAAUAAAUAUUUGAAAAGACAGUAUUCCAUGUGUUUUAUUCAUGACUUAAUGAAGAAGGACACAUGCAUUGGGGAAAUCAAUUACAGAAAAUUACCCAUCUUGGGCAGUAUAGUGAAGGCAAAUUAAUCCAGACUGUACUGUAAUAACCAUAUUUGAAGGUUUUACUCAAUGAUUUUCCUAAAUUACUGGGUUUGGGCCUUAUUUAUUUUUGAAAGGAUAGUAAACAUUGUAGUAAGUAGUAACGGAUGUGGGAAAGUCUUGAUGUUUUCAGUGUUUGAAUCAGAUACUCAGCAACGGGACACUGAGGAAACAGUGUUUUGUUGUUUAUUCAUCAUAUAUUCAUAUUUUACACUCUGAUGUCAGAGGUUGUGUGGAAACAACAGGAAAAGAUUACUAGUUAUGUAAAAUAACAGUAAAUAAAGGAGAAAUAAGCUC
Molecule: messenger RNA, 2242 nt
Organism: Hypomesus transpacificus
Lineage: Eukaryota; Metazoa; Chordata; Actinopteri; Osmeriformes; Osmeridae
Gene: ntpcr
Product: nucleoside-triphosphatase, cancer-related
Exons: 5
Coding region: 355-936 (193 amino acids)
Molecular function (GO): ATP hydrolysis activity
Source: RefSeq, a predicted model, not a curated record